CGAUGUGACCUCCUCCUCCUCCGGGCUGGCCACCUCGCUGCCCUAUUCCGCACCUCCACCGCGGUCUCUGCAGCCCCUACCACCGGCCUCCUACGUCACAAUGACGUCACGCGAGCCCUCGGCGGCGGCGGGCAGCGGCGGCUACACAUACACCACGGCCACGGCGGCGCUGAUGACACCCAGCGUGAUGACGCCGGCGGUGCGUCAUCCGUCACCGCUGGCGCCGACAGCGGCCCUGCAGCAGGUGUCUGUGAUGUCGUCGAUGACGUCGCUGUACUCGAUGAACGGGUACGGCGGGUACGAGGUGUACCCGGAGCAGAGGUACCACCCGGAGGCGGCCCUGAUGCCACCGACUGCCUACGAGCCCGUCCAGGGAGCGACCAGUCCCCGUGUGGGCGGCACCUCCCCUCACGGCCGAUCCAGCCCUCAGCUUGGCAGUCCACAGAACCAGACGCUCGACCUCACCAUGCCCAGGCAGCAAAUGGCACUCGGCCCCAGCAGCCCGGCGUACAGCCCUCCGCCGAGGGUCGAGUCCCAGUCAUCAUUCGGAGAGCAAACGGAGCCAGUGGACUUUUCAAACAACUCGCCGGUCGACUUCAGCCUCGGGCGCGCCAUGGAGUGUGUUUCUCACAAUCAGGUGAUGUAUUCAAGAGACGACUACGCGGCGGCUACGUCACAACAGCAGCAGAUGACGCAACAGCCACAAGACCACCAACAGCAGCAGCAGCAUCAACAACAACAACACCAACAUCAACAGGCCCAACAGCAGCAACAACAACAACAACAGCAGCAGCAGCAGCCGCAGCCGCAGCCGCCGCCAGUGAGCUCCAGCCACCUCUCUGUGACGAGCGACGCGCAGGGUGCCCAGGACCCGACGGUCGUCGCUGCCGCUGCCGCCGCCGCUGCGUCCCAGCCGACGUACCAAGAGACGCUCGAGUACACCGACUCACAGACCGUCCUGUACCGCGGUACGCUCACUCCGACAUACUCGACCUCGCUGACCUACCACCGACCAACAUACGACGCUAGCGCCACUUACAACGGCGCCGCGUACCAGAGUUUCGGGUACGGCGCGGCCGACUACAGCGCGGCGUACUCGGCCAACUACGCCCCGGCCACGGCGUACUCGCCGUACUCCGUGCCGUACUCCGUGGGUACGGCCGGCAAGCCGCUGACGCCCGCCGGAGCCGACACGCUGCAGCGAGACCUGGACGGCCGUGAACUCAUCUCCUGUCCCACGCCCGGCUGUGACGGCAUGGGCCAUGCUACUGGAAACUACGCCACGCAUAGGAGCUUGUCCGGAUGUCCGCGAGCCAACAAGCCCAAGGGACGCCGGGACGGACAGGACAGCGAGCCACUGAGGUGCCCGGUACCCGGCUGUGACGGCUCAGGUCAUGUGACUGGCAAAUUCCUCAGUCACCGCAGCGCGUCUGGCUGCCCCGUGGCCAACCGCAACAAACGCUCUCUGGACGCGUCGGGUGCCUCGGACCGCUCCUACUCCAGUCUGGGGAUGAUCAACUCCAUCUCCAUGGGUUCCUACAUGGGCGGAGCAGGGUUCGGCGCGCCUUACAUGGGCGGCUCCUACCCGCCUGCUAUCACGGCCAGCACGAAAAAGAGCUCAGGAGAUGGAUCAGGGCGACGGGGCUCCUCUGCAGCUCAGAGUGGCGAGACUGCGGCUGCCGGCGCGACAGCCCGCCCCGGAGGAGACGCUAGCAAACUGUCGGCGACGGCCGCCGACGGCACGGGGCUCUCCGUUACGGCCACCCAGAUCAAAGACAACCGGGUGGCCGACCCGGCGGCCCCGGUCGGCCAGGGCGGCACGGCCCUCAACGACUACUACGACUCCUUCAGGACCAACAUGAUCUCCCUGCUAGAGCACGUGAAGGCCCCCAGCUCUGCCGAAAGGCUGGCGCCCCCCGGCUUCGACUCGUACUUCACACGGUUACACGGAAUGUACGGCGACGGUGGCGCCACCGAGGAGUACCGGCCGAUUUAUGAAACUAUGAAGGCGGCUAUCCAUGACUUUACGGUGAUGCCGACUCCUAUCUAGGUUAGCGAAGGUACUGGUGACGUUUGUGCUGCUGAUAAGUGUGUGGUGCGUGCGCUGGUGCCGAUUCUGCGGCACCAGGCGAGUUUGGUGCUACUGUUUAUGUUUGUUUGAACGGUGCGUGAGGAGGAUGUUUGAGAUGUUUGUUCAGUGUCUGUUGAUCCAGAAUGAAAGAGGGUGUCGCGAGACAGCUGGAAGAUCCCAGCUGAGGCGAAUGAUAAGAGCUGUUUUGGAACCAACCACCGAAUGAUAAUGUAAAAGCACGUAC
Messenger RNA from Amphibalanus amphitrite, 2315 nucleotides. RefSeq names its product myelin transcription factor 1-like. The record is from RefSeq and is a predicted model, not a curated record. Gene Ontology annotation, biological process: regulation of transcription by RNA polymerase II. Gene Ontology annotation, cellular component: nucleus. NCBI's taxonomy places the organism in Eukaryota, Metazoa, Arthropoda, Thecostraca, Balanomorpha, Balanidae. Bases 101 to 2050 code for a protein of 649 amino acids. The transcript has 10 exons. Gene Ontology annotation, molecular function: DNA-binding transcription factor activity, RNA polymerase II-specific; zinc ion binding; RNA polymerase II cis-regulatory region sequence-specific DNA binding.